Messenger RNA from Zootoca vivipara (common lizard), 6132 nucleotides. RefSeq names its product MTOR associated protein MEAK7 (gene MEAK7). Gene Ontology annotation, biological process: TOR signaling; response to oxidative stress. Gene Ontology annotation, cellular component: nucleus. The record is from RefSeq and is a predicted model, not a curated record. Lineage: Eukaryota; Metazoa; Chordata; Lepidosauria; Squamata; Lacertidae.
AGGAAGGGUCACCAAAGAGAUGGGAAUGGUAGGAGGAGGAGCCCAUGUAGCACCACUCUCGUGAGCACGCUCCACCCACUCUUCCCUUUUUCUAUCUCUAUGCCAAGUCUGUCGAGUUGAUGAUGCAGUACUGUACAGAACGCGGACAGCUGCGAUGAUGCCGACUUUAGUAGCCGCCUCUGCAGAUAGCUCGGCGUCCCCUAUUGGCUGAGCGUUCUGUCAGUCAAACGGCCAGCGGGGCGGUACUUCAAGGGAAGGCCUCCGCAGAGGCCAAGAGUGGCGGCGGUGCUGGCGCUGCCGCGGGAAUGAGGAGACACCGCUGAGGAACAUCGGCCGUCCGGGGAGCGUCCACGCCUGAGGAACCGUCGCUGACAAGAUUCCACCAUCUGCUGGAAAAGAUGGGGAACGUGGAAAGCAGCAGCCAUUACCAGAAGCACCUCUCAAGGUUCCUUCCUGAUGAACAAGCCGACAUUGACAGCGUCUUCAUUGCCUUAUCCGGGUCGGGGGAGGCUGUUGGAGGAAAGGGGGGCAAGCCAGCCAAGAAGGAUGUGACUCUGGCGAUGCUCAAGGCCCACGUCAAGGAGGCCCUCCCUGAAUCAAUGGUCGUCCGGCUGUACAAUGGGAUGAAGAGCAUCCCGCUGGCCGAGAAGUCUCCUGGGUCCAACGGGCAGGUGGGGAAGGAGCAGUUUGUCGUUUUCAUGUCGGCACUCUUCAAAGGCAACGCCGAGGAAAAGAAAGGCAUCGUCAUGAAAAUGAUAUCGGACACGGACAGCACCGUGAAGGGAAGUCAGAUCAUCGAGUUUGCAGAGGAUCUGGUUGGCUCUGUGGUUCACGUCCUGAGCUACAGGAAGAUGCUGAAGGGCUGGAACUUGAAGAUUAUGCAGAAUUCAACCAUUGGAAUAAAAGCUUUGGCGUCUCAGUUAAUGUCGGAGUUGAAAUCGGCAGAUGGGAAGAGGCUUGAGGGUGGUCAGGCGCUGGACACUAUCUGUGACGUAAGCAGCAUUGAGGAUUGGGUCUUCCGGGUUCCACAGGUCUCCGCUUUCCUCACUGUGGUCGUCCAGCAGGGGCUGCACAUCCUGCACUCUCUCCCGGACCAAGAGCAAGAGAGCUUCCCUUUGCUUCCAGAGUGCCAAGGGGUCCGAAGCAGCCGCUUCGUCAGCCUCCUCAACAUCCCGACCGUCACCUACAUCAACUCUCACCUGCCUCCCGAGCUCCAGCACAAAUGGAGGCUCCUCUUUGCCUCCCAGGUCCACGGCGAGAGCUUUACGCAGCUGUGUGGGCACAUUGUCAACCAGGGGCCCUGCGUGCUGGUUCUGAAGGACACCGAUGGCUACGUCUUUGGUGGCUUUUCAUCGUGUUCCUGGGAAGUUAAACCACAGUUUCAAGGCAACAAUGGAUGCUUUCUGUUCUCUGUUUCCCCCUCGCUUGAGGUCUUCACUUACACCGGCUACAACGACCACUACAUGUACCUGAAUCACGGGCAACAGACAAUGCCGAAUGGCCUUGGCAUGGGCGGACAAUAUGAAUACUUUGGCCUGUGGAUCGACAGCAACUAUGGGAAGGGCCACAGCAAAGCAAAGCCCAGAUGCACCACGUACAACAGCCCCCAGCUGUCGGCCAAGGAGAACUUCACGUUGGACGCCAUGGAGGUUUGGGCGGUGGGAGACCUCCCGGAAAGUGCUGCCGGGGCAGGGCAGAAGAGCAUCCUGGACACAGACCCCGAGGCCCAGGCUUUGCUGGAGAUGAUCGGGAAGAGCCGGAAGAGUGACGGAUUUCGGGAUCCUGCCGAUGGCGACGGGGGCGACAACUGAGAACAAGGCCUGGAAGCUCUUGCCUGAUGCUUUGUGCAGAGCAGUCUCUGAUCUCUCUUCAACACCGCAUGUCAAAACUUGAUAACACAAACCGCUCAAGUGUAAUGUGUUUUCCUAGAGUUGCAUGUUGUCUGGUUAGGGGACAAAUCCUAAGUGUAGCAGGAUGGUUUGUCGGUGGUGGGCAGAUGGGGUGAUUGCAUGCUUUAGCUAGUUCUUAAUAAUCAAGGGUAUUGCUGUAUAUAAAUGAAGACAGGUCCUUGUCCCUCCCCCUCCUUUGGAUCAGUGUUAGCACCCGCUAUUUAGUCACACAUUUCAUCUGUGAGCAGCGCAAGGGAGGAUUCAAGAAUCCUGUUGGGAAACAGCUUCCUGAACGAAUUGCAGCUUGUUGGCUCAAGAGGGCCUUUGCUAAUCAUGCUGAAGCAAGUUUUGUUGGGGACAGUUGGUUCAACUCAGUGUUGAACAUUCACAGACCCUGCUUUAGGAAACCCACAUUUUGAAUGUUGUAAAGGCAGUAGCCAGAGAACUGAACACUUGAUCGAUGCUGCUUUUAGACUGCUUUCCCAGACACCAUUCACAUAAGUGUAUAGGACUGAGAACUAAGUCAGAUUUCCAGGGUGGUGCAGGCACAGGCCAGUGUUGGGAGUGCAAGCAAAAGACCGCCCCCCUGGUGAAUUUCUGGGUGCAUAUGGCAUCACUACACCAGAACCUUUAAGAUGCAUGAGAUUGGGCUGAUCCUUGAGCUGCUGACGGCAAGUUGCAGGUUAACCGGAUCAGCACGAAUCAAUGCUAAAUCAUGCUGUGAAGCAGUGGAUGCAGGCUGUAAGACGGGGCGCCAGUCUGAAGGAUGAAACAUUGGUUGCAGCCAAGCUUAGCAAUGUCUGAAACCCAAAGGCCCAAUUUUCUUUGCUAGGUAUUGUCGAGAAAUGAUUUCAAGUCCUCAGUUUAAGGCCUACUUCAGGAUUCAGUAGGCCUUCAGUAGGGAACUAUAAAGGGUUAUGAAGACGGGGUUCUACCUUGGAUUUUCAUGCGCCUGUCCGCUUUGCAAAUCUGCACCUUUAUGCAGCACAAACCACAUGGCAAAUACCAUGAUAUCCUCUGAAACAUAAGCUGCACACUUUAGAACUACUCAGAACUUCUUAUCAUGCUAAGAAAAGUAAGUGUGUGAAAAAGUUGCUUGCCGAGGCUUGGUAUUCAUAACAUUAGUCAUUAACUUUUUUCCUCUUUUUUUUUUUAAGUCUUAAGGUAGUGAACUUUUGAGUAGAAAAUUAAGUAUGCAAAGCAAGGAAUCUAAAACUGACAUUCCCUUUGCAAGUGUAAAAAAAACACCAAGUAUUAGCUUCCACUAUAGUUCCACUUGAGCCUUGCAGAUUACUGAAAGGUGAGGAAUAACAAUAAAAUAAAAGUGGUCUAUAGAGGUAAACAGUAUGUUGGAAAUUGAAGUGUCCUUUGGCUUGUUGACAUAUUUGAUCAAGUUGCAAAGGCAUAAUUUCCACAGUAGCUGGAUCUGUUCUGGUCUUCUGAGUGAACCGAUCUAGCUUGUGAAUGCAUCUUUUUAUGUUUACUAUUCUGUCUUGGUGACAUCAUGUUUAAGGCCUGUAACCUUAGAAGGAACUAUUUUGUUCCACCGGCUUUGUUGCAAUAAAACUACAAGAUACAUAGGGGUGUUUCUUGUUUGGCAGCUAUACUUUGAUAGCAAAUCCUUCCAUGUUGCCCUAUAGCCAGAUGGCCUCAAAUCUUGCUACACCCUUACUUGGGAGUCUUAUCUGAUUGAAUUCAGUGGGGCUUCUACCUAAAAAUGCUUAGGGACAGGCCGCAGAUCAGAAAUUAAAUCAUGCUCACAGUCAUUUUUCUUUCUGUAGAAUAGUGUCUAUGAGACAAGGCAAGAGAAGCUUGAAACGGAAAAUCUGCAUGUUAAUCUGAAAGAGCUACUUCUGUCCUGAUUGAUGGCUUAUCUGUGUAGAUAGAUGCUGUGUCUUGCUGUGUAUCCAGCCUAUGAUAGCUAGCUAUUUUUAUCCUCUUUUUCAUAGGGGCAAUAGGAAGCUGCCUUUUACAGAGUCAAGCUCUUCAUCCAUCCUCUCCUGGAGCUGCAAUUCUCAGAGUCUAUAACAAUCAGUCUCUCUUCACAGGGAACUCUGCGAAUUGUAGGUCUGUGAGGGGAAUUGGGGGGGGGGUGUCUUCUAAACAACUCUUUGGGGGAAAGCCAUGACUGUUUAAGGUGGUAUCACAGGAUUUUAACAUGUAUGGUGUUUAUGUGGCGCAAGUGCCUCUCCUGCUGCUGGAACCAGCCUCCCCUCAAAAGUAGAUCAAAAGAGAGGCCUGCCAGAGGAUGAUUUUCACUUGAUCCCCUACUUUGGGAUAGAUGGACUUUAGCUGAUGGGUAGAAUGCAGUGGUACCUCUGGUUACGAACUUAAUUCGUUCCGGAGGUCUGUUCUUAACCUGAAACCGUUCUUAACCUGAGGUACCACUUUAGCUAAUGGGGCCUCACCCCGCUGCCGCUGCGUGAUUUCUGUUCUCAUCCUGAGGUAAAGUUCUUAACCUGAGCUACUACUUCCGGGUUAGCAGAGUCUGUAACCCGAGGUGUUUGUAACCCGAGUUACCACUGUAUGUGUUUGGUAGGCGAAAAGGCUGAAGUGUGACCCAGGCAGCUCCCGCUAGCAGGAUCAUGUAGGUGUUGAUAGAAACACCCCCUCCGCAAGAGAGACCUUUAAAGACCCUGCUCAGUCACGGCUGACAGUACUAGGCUUGAUGGACCAAUUAGUCUGACUUGGCUUAAGAUGUAAGUUUUUCUAGCAGAUAUCGAUCAGUGCACGGCAGCGGAGACUAACCUGUGGCCUUCCAGAUGUUGAACUCUGAUCAGCACCAGCCAGGAUGGUCCAGCCGUCAGGGGGAAUCGCCAGUGCCAACUGGGAGGUCACAGGUUAGCCACCCCUGGGGUAAGGGAAGCAAGCGUGCUGAAGGAGGUCACCAAGCUGAUUGCAUUUGCCUGCGGUGGGAGCAUAAAAAUGCCUGCUGGAUCAGGCCAAGGGCCCAUCUAGUCGAGCAUCCUGUUCUCCCAAGCAGCUGCCUGUGGGAAACCGUCAAGCAGGGCAGGAUCGCAAGAUUACUUUGUCCACUUGCAAUUCCCAGCAGCUGGUAUUCAGAGACACAGACUGACAGCGAAGAUAGUACGCCCUUGUUCCUGUGGACCAGGAAGCUGGAUGGAGGAGAAUCAAGCAAAGCACUGCUCAGCACAAGGGAACUGGGCCAUAGCGGAUGUUUUAUAACCCUUUGCAACUCCGUCAAGCAUAGAAAGCCAUGGACAAAGGUGGGGGUGGCCCUGGUUUUUCCUUUUGAUCUUGUUCCAGCCAACUGGAAGAAUUGUAGACUUUUCCAUCUUCUUUAGUUGGCAUUAUUUUUCUCCAGGGUGAUGGCUGUGAGCUUGCUUUGAGCACAUCCUUUUGUCUUUCCUCUUUUUAAAAUAUAUAACGGCGGGUAUAUAUUCACGGAGGGCAAAAUUGUGGCGUAGAUCAGGCAAUAGAUAGCAUGUGUAGGAAAUGCAGCUGGGCAACACAUCUAACACUUGGAAUACAGCUUCAAGGAAAGGGAGAUGUUCCAUGCUGGAAGAAGAGAAACUAUCUAGGCCAGAGACCAGCACAGAAGAGUCUGCUCCUGUUCAUGAUGCUAUUUCUUUCCCUUUUGUUUUCUUUUUAACACCUUUUGAGUGGUAUUGUAGAGAGUGAUUUGCAAAUUGUAUUAUUGAGCUAGAUCUGAUCCUAUAGUUUGCAUUGCCUGCAUUGUAUGAAUUCUGACUGUAUAGGCUGUAGCCCUGGGAUGUCUUGCAUAAAAUGCUUUUUUUUCUUUGCCUCUCUCUGUGGGCCAAAAGGGUAAGAGGGAGGCAUUGCACAGAACUGACAGGAAGACAGAACAGCCUUGUAAAAUGAAAACAUUCCUCUUAUCAAAGGGAAUGAUGUGUUAGCUGCCGAAGACACGGAACUUACCCAAGGGCACCAGGGCCAGCCAGAGAUAUGAAUUCGACAGUAAUUGACAAUACGCAUAGAUGAUGUGAAGGGGGGGGGGGAGAUGCGCAAAUCACCAUUGUCCCCUAUAGUCCUGUUUAUGUUACCACUGCCUAAGCCAGCAUGUGUUUACGCACAGGACGUGUACUAGUGACCCCCUUGCAUGCGUGACCCCCUUGCUUGCGCACUCUUACAGAGGGGAAAGAGCCCAAAAGAAGUGUAUAAGAGAGCUUUGCAAUUUGUGUUUCUUUACUCAUGUCGUGGAACUAGCCACCUUGAGUCUCUUAUUAAUAAGAAAUAAAAUUCUUUCUCUGGAAGAACUCAA